CAACAUAGCACUGCAAUCAACUUUUCCGGGUUCAUGUAGCUAUGAAAGUGCCUAAAAAACGUGUAUUUUUCGUUGUGGUUUAAGCUCAAGUUUGACGGUUUGAACGGAUCUUUGGUUUUCGUGGGUAAAUCGCUCGAAUUUUGAACGAAGUGAUCUCUGGAAAUAUCCUAUCCAUAGCUAACGCGUAGGCGGCAAGGGGUUGAAGCCAAAGUGAAAAAACUUAAGUUUUGUAUUCAAAAAGUGACCGAUUUUUUUAGUUUAUACUCAUAAACAAUCAGUUUUACAAGGUAAUGUUCAACCAGUGGCCUCGCUAACUUGUUGCUUUGGUUUUAAUGUUUCAACCACCUGUGUUUUCUGUAUCGUGAGUGGGACACUGCGAUCGAUAGUUUAAACUGAGGACUUAGUUUUUUUUUUCGUCGGUGGGUUAUUUAAAAUUCGAAAAUUUUGUCUAUUUUAUAGACGCUCGUCAUGCCGCGUUGUUACAUGGUGAAAAAGGGCAACAAGUAUCAGAUAACCAACGAAAAUGAAUUGUGGGACCAAAAAGAGGAAGAGCACCCCGACAGCCCUACUGAGGGGGCUGUUGCGCCCCUUUGUUAUACAGCUUUAACCAAUAGACCUGUCCAGUCAGACGAGUCUACGACGAGAGUAUUGAGAAGCUCAACUAGAGCCAGGCAUUCUCAAUCAAACGAUGACGUCGCGCCAGAGUUUCAAUCGAGAAGCGCCGAGGAAACUGAAGCCGCUCACGACUUACUGUCUCUAUCCCAGAGCUUACCGCCUUUACCAGCGCCUAGCGUUGUUAUGAUCCAUCACACUGUACCAUCUGAAGAUGAUUUGAGCCUCAGCUACCGCCCUUUAUCAGUCGACAAUGAGCCGAAAGUCAUUCAAUACACAAAAACCUACAAGCCGAAAAAAAGGCCGCUGAAAAUGGUGCACCAGGACCGCGAACCUGUUAUAGUUCAGAACCACACGUUACAAAAUUUCGCGUUGGUUCAUAAUCCGCAUCAGCCCAGCGAAAAUGUUUUGUAUUUGGUUCAGGUGGGAAGCGAAAGAGGGGGCGAGAUUCAGGUGCAAGGCAUGCCUACGCCACCGGCCAGCGAAUGUAGUUCCGAUGUGGAAACUAUACAGCUUUCGAUGCAACAACAAGACAAAACGUCCAAACAAACUUUGAGCAUCGACGAAUCGGCCGAUCUGAUUGUGCUGCCGAUGUCGCCCGAAGCUGACAUACCAUCUGGUCCUAGAGAAUUCAUAAGUGCAGCUGGAAUACCGAAUACACCUUCGGUUACUUUGGGCGCAUUUGUGCCUCAAACUAAACCUAGUCUUUGGAGGCCUUUGGGGGAAAACAUUAGGAUAACUCAUCCUAAAGCGGGCGAAAUUAAUAAGCCUACUACAGACGAAAUUUGCUCAAUGCUUCAAAGUAAUGAACAGUUAAAUGAGGGCCGGAAUUCUACGAUAUUUUUAAUGGAUUUGCCUGAUAGGAGACGCAAGAAGCGAGGCAGAAGUGAACCUGACAAGAUGUUGAGCUUUGAAGUGAACGAGCAAAAGGAAAAGAAGAAUGAAAUUGCAACAGCUACAAAAACUAAAUUCUUCAAAGUAGUCGAAGAGGAUAUUGAAGAAGAAGAAGAACCAGUGGAAUGCGAACAGAAAACCAAAUUUUGUUGUUCGGAGUGCGGAAAAUGCUACGCUACUUCCAGUAAUCUUUCAAGGCACAAACAAACUCACAGGAGUUUGGAUUCGCAUUCGGCCAAGAAGUGCAACCAUUGCGGUAAGGCCUACGUUUCGAUGCCGGCCUUGGCCAUGCACCUGCUCACCCACAAGCUGGCUCACAGCUGUGAUAUUUGUGGAAAACAGUUUUCGAGGCCUUGGCUACUGCAAGGCCACCUGAGGUCUCACACUGGGGAGAAGCCUUACGGAUGUGCGCAUUGCGGAAAGGCUUUUGCCGAUAGGUCGAACCUUCGUGCGCACAUGCAAACCCAUUCCAACGAAAAACGAUUCGAAUGUCCGAAUUGUUUCAAAAAUUUCGCCCUAAAAUCGUACCUAAACAAACAUUUAGAGUCGACUUGCGUCAAUUACGGUGCCGCCGAUGCGAAAAAUAAAGAAAUAAAAAUCAAAGAGCAACCGAAAAAGAACGCCGAAACGCAAACCCUAACAAUAGACGACACGACUUUUUCGAUAAUUGUGGAUUAAGUUUUAGGAUGAUAGAGUGGAAAAAAAAUGACCAAUUUUUCUAGUUGUUUGGUAAAAAAUUGCUCAAAAUAAAAAAAAAAAAUUAUAGGGAGGGAUCGUAAUUUUUACCGUGUUUCGGAGAGGCCGUUAAUUUCCAAACGACUUCACCAGCGGUAUUUUUAUUAUUAAAUAUUCUUUUAAUAUCCCGUUUGAUGUUACUUUGUUUUGUGCGUGUAAAAAAAAUAUUAAAAAUUAUUCAUCCCUUGUACAAACAUAAGCAAUAUUUAAAAUGAAUUCAGAAUUUAGGACAAGCAACGAAGUAAACUUUAAUUUUUAAACAGGGCUUAUUUUUUAGUUGAAUGUGCGUUUUAGAACUACUGUUACAACGAACAUUAUUAUACAACUGGGUUUUUCUAGAAUAAAAUUUGAUGUGAUACUUAUUUUAGUUGUGUUCGUAGAGUUUAGGAAUUUUGGGUUUGAGAUUGAUGUAUUUUUUGAAUUAAUCACUUUUAAUGAAAUAUUAAUUUUGUCCGAAUUUUUGUGCCACGCAAUUGGCACACAAUAAUCACCCUACGAGUCUUGAAACUCACCGUGGCCCCACGUUGGGCGCCAAUUUGUAAGAUAAUUCUUUGGGAAGUUGAGUACACGGAAAGAAUUAAACGAAAACCGAUAAGGAAAAUUGAUUACUGUAUAUUGGUCUUUGUAAUAACAAAGAAAACGAAAAUGAAAUUUGCACUAUCGCACUAUGAGCGUUGACAUUGGUUGUCAUCUCAAGCGUUUGCCGUUUACUUGUAGCCGACCAGUGGCUUGGGAAUUAGGGAAUUUUGUUACGAAUUCUAAUUUUGAAAUUUAAAAGAUGAUAUCCCUAGGUUUUUUCGUAAUUUAGUUGGCUAUGAUAGUCAUUUUCUAAUAUUUCCAUUCUCUCGAAGACAUUUUAAGAAAAUAUUCAAAAGUUUAUACCAUCGAGGUUGCAUGUGCUCUUAUGAAAAAUGAAAUUAACGUCUCAAAGGACAGCGGUCUGGAUACAAUGAAAUGACACUAUUCCGAUGACAGGUCUUCGCAUCUGGAAAAACCUAUUAAAGUUUUCCAUCGAAGACCGGCGGUCAUCCAAAUUUUCUUGACACUUUCGCAUUGAAUAUAAUUCCGGCGCCAGAUGCGAAACGUCAGAAAAUCUGAUUGAAUGUUUUUUUUGAGCAGGAGGCAGAGGGUUAUUCAUUCUCCAUAGAAAAAUAAAUUAAAAUAUUUUAUUAUUUAAGUGAUUGAUUCAAAAUAUUGAAGAGGGUGUAUUUUGUUUGUAUUUUUGGUUGAAUGGUUCCAUAACCAAAAAUUACAAACUGAAUACGCACCGGAACGUAAAAGUCUACAAAGAAAGGUGAUAGUAUAUAUUUAUUAUAGCAAGCUUUAUAUAGUUUUUUAAAACAGGCAUUUUAGAAAUACGUAAUGUUUUUGACAACAAUUUUAUAUAAAAAAAAUGGCUUUAUAUCGACACUCUUGCGCUAAUUUUCGUUUAUUUAUAAUAAUAACAGUGUAAACACACUCAAAUAUUGUCUACCCUGUUAUUCUUCUAAAAAUCUAUGCACUUAAAAUAGUACAUACUUAUUCAAAGUUUUAACUUAGAGAUUCGGAAGCAAUAAAGUAUCUAAUUAGUAGACUGUAAAAACGUAAGACACCCUGUAAAUUGAGGCUGGAAAAUUUUAAAUAUAGAAAUGAUUAGAUUUGUAGAUAAUAGUGUAUGCAUUAUAAACUAUUUUAUCUAUCCUCUGUAUCUAGGAAUUAUUAAAACUGUACUCAUUCACC
Ceutorhynchus assimilis (cabbage seed weevil) is the source of this 3960-nucleotide messenger RNA. Lineage: Eukaryota; Metazoa; Arthropoda; Insecta; Coleoptera; Curculionidae. The record is from the annotation of a GenBank genome assembly.